Molecule: messenger RNA, 1215 nt
Organism: Exophiala spinifera
Lineage: Eukaryota; Fungi; Ascomycota; Eurotiomycetes; Chaetothyriales; Herpotrichiellaceae
Exons: 2
Coding region: 1-1215 (404 amino acids)
Biological process (GO): membrane fusion; Golgi organization; nuclear membrane reassembly
Cellular component (GO): nucleus; cytosol
Molecular function (GO): ubiquitin binding
Source: RefSeq, a predicted model, not a curated record
AUGGCCGACAUCUCAGAACAAGACACUCUGAUUGCGCAAUUCUCAGGAAUUGCAGGAACUUCGUCUCGACAGGCCCGUCAGUUCCUUGCUGCUAGCGGAUGGAAUCUCGAAAGUGCAAUCGCCAGCUACUACGCCGCUCAAGAAGAUCACACUGAAGAUGCCGCAGAUGAUUCAGACUACAUGGAUGAAGAUGAAGCCGAACCCUCACAUCAGCCUCAGUCCCAAUUUGGCGCCGGUCGAAGGUUAGGUGAAGGUCCGUCCAACCCUCAACCUAUUCCUGUCGCUGCCACGUCCGGCCCCUCGCAAUCUAAGAAGAACAACUCGGCGCAAAAGAAAUUUGCUACGCUGAGUGACGUUGCCUCUGGUGGCGCCGCUGGCCACGAUUCGGACGAUGAUGACAACCAAGAUCUUUUUGCUGGUGGAGAGAAAUCAGGUCUGGCUGUGCAGAAUCCAGAUGACCUGAAGAAGAGAAUUCUAGAAAAGGCACAGAAACGUGGUCCUCCUCCAAAAGAUGCACCCACCAAAAAGUCCUAUUUCACCGGAUCGGCACGCACUCUUGGGGGUGAUGAUGCUCCGUCUCGAGAGAUUCCGGCUGCGCCUCAACCCAGAGCCCGGGCUGAGCGUGUUGAACGUGUACUACACUUCUGGCAAGAUGGUUUCAGCAUAGAUGAUGGCGAUCUGUACAGAAUCGAUGACCCGCGGAACGCAGAGAUCUUGAACCUGAUUCGGCAAGGACGAGCACCAUUGAACAUCAUGAACGUUCAGCCCGGUCAGGAAGUGGACGUGGAGAUCAAACAACACGAGGAGAAAUAUGUCAAACCGAAGAAGAAGUUCAGACCUUUCGAAGGUUCCGGACAUCGACUGGGAAGCCCAACACCGGGAGCACCGUCGAUGCCUGGUGCGUUCAGCUCAGAGCCAGUCGCCCCAGCCGCCGCUCCCGCAGCUGCACCGGCUCCUACGACCGACGUAGAUGACUCGAAGCCCACGGUCACCUUGAGGAUCAGCCUAGGAACUGGCACGAGAUUGACGUCGCGGUUCAACACGACCCAGACGAUUGGCGAUGUGUACGACUUUGUCCGCCGCGCCGAACCUGGUGGCAGAGAAUUUGUUUUGCAGACUACAUUCCCAACCACUGAACUCACGGACAAAGCAAAGAAGCUUGGAGACAUUGCAGAUUUCAAGCGUGGAGGAGCUGUGAUACAGAAGUACCUGUGA